Molecule: messenger RNA, 7308 nt
Organism: Sporisorium graminicola
Lineage: Eukaryota; Fungi; Basidiomycota; Ustilaginomycetes; Ustilaginales; Ustilaginaceae
Exons: 1
Coding region: 1-7308 (2435 amino acids)
Biological process (GO): TOR signaling; negative regulation of macroautophagy; protein phosphorylation
Cellular component (GO): TORC2 complex; TORC1 complex; nucleus
Molecular function (GO): protein serine/threonine kinase activity; protein-containing complex binding; protein binding
Source: RefSeq, a predicted model, not a curated record
AUGUCGGCCCUCGGCGUACAUCAGAGCGAUGCGCUCAAUCGCAUCUUUGCUGGCCUCAAGAGCAGAGACGAAGCUACACGCCAAGCAGCGGGCGAAGAGCUGAAGUCCCACGUCGCCUUUGUCGUCUCGGAACUCAAGGGCGACAGCCUCUCCACCUUCAACAACGACCUCCACCGCAGAAUCUUCGAGCUCACUCACAGUCAACAUGUUCACGAAAAGCUCGGCGGUAUCAUCGCCAUCGAGGAUGUCAUCGAGCAGGAGAGCGAGGACAACAGCGCGCGUCUGUACCGAUUCUACCAAUACCUCAAACCUAACCUGCCAUGCAACGACGCCUCGGUCAUGAUUGCUGCUUCGCGCGCUCUUGGAAGAGUCGCGUAUCACGGUGGUCAGUCGCUCGGAGAACAGUUCAUAGAGUUCGAAGUGCUGCGUGCGCUCGACUUCCUCCAAGCAGGCGACCGCAACGAGUCGGGUCGAUACGCUGCCGUACUCAUCAUCCGCGAGAUGGCCAAAAAGGUGCCGCAGCAGUUCCAUCCCUAUGUUCCUCGUGUCCUCGACCGUAUUUGGGUCGCUUUGCGCGAUGUUCGUGUCAUCGUCAGGGAAGGCGCCGCAGAAGCCAUGGGUGCCUGUCUUGGCAUCAUCGCUGCUCGUGAAAAGCAGAUGGGCAGCCACUUUUUCGAGUCCAUCUACGAAGAAGCCGAGAAGGGUCUCAAGAUGAGCGCCGCCGAGGCCAUCCACGGCAGUCUGCUUGCCGUGCAGCAGCUUCUCCAGCAUUCUAAGACCUUCAUGCGCAACCGCUUCCAGCGCGCCUGCGAGCUCGUCUUCCGUCUGCACAAGCAUCGCGAUCCGCUCAUCCGCCGCACCAUCACCAAUCUCGUUCCCGUCUUGGCCCGCUACGACCCACACUACUUUGCCGAAGAGCAUCUCGGCGCCGUCAUGGGCAUCCUCACCGAGCAGUUGCGCAAGGAAAAGGACCGAUCGCCCAAGGAGUCCGCGCAGACGUUCGAGACGAUUGGCUUUGUCGCCGCUGCCAUGGGACCUCGGAUGAAGCCCUUUAUCGAGCCUGUUUUGGCCUGCGUCAAGGAAGGCCUGCAGAUGCGCGGCAAGAAGAAUGCUCCUCCAGAAGGUCCUAUCUUCCUCUGCGUCGGCAAUCUGGCCACGGCCGUCGGUCCACACCUCACACGGUACAUGCAUGAUCUGCUCGACCUCAUGUUCUCCUGCGGACUCAGCAUCCCGCUCGUCACAGCGCUGGAUGGCAUCGUCAAGGCUAUUCCACCACUCAUGAAGGUGGUGCAGGAUCGUCUGUUGGACAUGCUGUCCAUGACACUCAUCGGCCAACCCUACCGUCCGCUAGGCGCACCAGCGAGUCUGCGCCCCUCGGCCAAUGCGAAUCGUGACGUCGUGUCCGCUCAGAACGUCGAGUCGAAAGGUGUCGAAACCAUCACCGUAGCGCUGCAGACGCUAGGCAGAUUCGAUUUUCAAGGCCACAUUCUCAACGAGUUUGUCCGCAACUGCACCCUGCCUUACCUCGAAGAUGACCAUGCUGCAGUGCGUCAAGCUGCCGCCGAGACAUGCGCGGAUCUGUUUGUCAACGAUCCCAUCUGCCGUCAGACCAGCAUGCAUGCCAUCGAGGUUGUUAACGAUGUGCUCGACAAGCUCAUGACCGUAGGCAUCGCUGACCCGGACCCGGAGCUUCGUUGGACUGUACUCAGCAAGUUCGGCGCGCAGGAGCAAUUCGACCGCCAUCUCGCGCAGUCCGAGUACGUGCGUUCGCUCUUUAUCGCGCUCAACGACGAAAAGUUCAAGGUGCGCGAGGUGGCCAUCGUCAUUAUCGGUCGUCUGGCCAAGCACAAUCCAGCCUACGUGAUGCCGUCGCUCCGCAAGGCACUGAUCCAAUUGCUGACCGAGCUCGAGUACUCGACCGUCAGCAGGCACAAGGAGGAGGCUGCCAAGCUGUUGACAGAGGUCGUGCGCGCUUCACAACGACUCGUCAAGUCGUAUGCUUUGCCCAUGCUCGAGGUGCUGCUGCCUAAGGCGAAUGAUCCCAGCGUGGGCGUUGCCGCAAGGGUCAUGGAGUGUCUCGGUGAGCUCGCAAGGGUGGGAGGCGAAGACCUCGCGCCCCAUGUGGAUCAGCUGAUGCGUCUAGCCAUCGACCAGCUCUCUAGCACUGCGCCUGGUUCAUCCACCGCAAAGCGAGAUGCAGCGCUCAAAACUUUGGGUCUCGUCGCUUCCAAUACCGGUCACGUUGUCAACCCGUACCUCACAUACCGGAACCUGCUCGGCACCAUCGUCAAGAUUCUCAAGACCGAGCAAUCAAAACCCGUCCGUCGCGAAACGAUCCGCGUCAUGGGCAUCCUCGGUGCCUUGGACCCCUACAGAUACAAGCUGCUAGAAAAGAAUGGUGACGAGGGCCAGGACGAGACGGCCAAAGGAAGCGGAACGGAUCUCUUUGAACUUGCGUUGGCCAUCGGUACUUCGACAGACGACUAUUAUCAGAACAUCGCCAUCGAUGCACUCAUCACCAUCCUCCAAGACCCUUCGCUCUCGACGCACCACCACGCCGUCAUCGAAGCCAUCAUGUACAUGUUCAAGACGCAGGGUCUGAAGUGCGUCACUUUCUUGCCGCAGAUCAUCCCGGCCUUCCUCAACGUCAUUCGCACGUGCGGCACGGGUCUCUCGGAGUUCUACUUCCAGCAGCUUGCCAUCCUCAUCUCGAUCAUCAAGCAGCACGUCCGCAGCUAUCUCGAGCCCAUCUUUGAGCUGGUGCAGGAAAACUGGAAUCCCAACUCGAGUAUUCAGCUGACCAUCGUCUCGCUUGUCGAAGCCGUUGCAAAGGCGCUCGAAGGCGAGUUCAAAUCGUAUCUGCCCAUCUUGCUACCCAACAUGCUGCAGACGCUCGACGGCGAGAUCACCAGCAAGCGUCAGCCCACGUUGCUUCGCAUUCUGCAGGCUUUCUAUGUGUUUGGCUCCAAUAUCGAGGAGUACCUGCACCUGGUGUUGCCGGUUGUUGUCAAGAUGUUCGAGCGUCCAGAUGAUUCACAAACGCUCCGCCGUGCUGCGAUUCUGACCGUGGGCAACCUGUCGCGCAAGGUCAGCUUCUGCGACCACGCCUCGCGCGUCAUUCACCCGCUCGUUCGCGUGCUGCCCUCCGGGACCACCGACAUCCGCAAUGCCGUCAUGGAGACUUUAUCGGCGUUGGUCGUCCAGCUCGGUGCUUCGUACGCCAUCUUUAUCCCCGUUGUCAAUAAGGUGCUUGUGCAGAAUCGCAUCCAGCAUGCGACGUACGAUCAACUCGUCACCAAGCUGCUCAACGGCGAACGCCUUCCUCAGGAUCUGUCCGCCGCUGACAAUGCACUCGGCAGCAAGGUCGACGAGUCACCCCAAGCCGAAGCCAACAAGAUGACUGUCAACCAGCAGCAUCUCAAGCAGGCUUGGGACACGUCCAAGGUUUCGACCAGCGAGGAUUGGCAAGAGUGGCUGAGGAGGAUGGCCGUCGAGUUCAUGCGUGAAUCGCCUAGCCAUGCAUUGAGAGCGUGCAGAAGCCUUGCAGAUGUCUAUCCAGCCUUGGCGUACGGCCUCUUCAAUGUCGCCUUUGUCUCGUGCUGGACCGAGCUCUACGAGCAGUACCAGAGCGACUUGGUCAAGGCGCUCGAGACGGCAUUCGACGCGCCCGAGGUGCCUGGUGAUGUGGUGCACAUGCUGCUCAACCUGGCCGAGUUCAUGGAGCACGACGACAAGGCGUUGCCCAUCAACAUCCGCGUCCUUGGCGACCGCGCCUACAAGUUUCACAGCUAUGCAAAGGCACUCCACUACAAGGAGGCCGAAUUCCUUACGGAUCCUUCGCCGCAGGUCGUUGAGAGUCUUAUUGACAUCAACACCAAGCUGCAGCAGUCGGACGCCGCAUUCGGUGCGCUCACAUAUGCUCGCGAGCAUCUUGACAUCACUCACCAUGAAGAGUGGUAUGAAAAGCUGCACCGCUGGGAGGAGGCCUUGUCGGCGUACGACCGCAAGGCGAUGCUCGAUCCAGACGACUACGCCGUGGCGUUCGGCAAAAUGCGCUGUCUGCACGCCUUGGGAGAAUGGGAGCACCUCUCGGAUCUCGUGCAGCAGAAAUGGGGCAGGGCUGACAUGGAGGACCGCCGCCACAUGGCGCCUCUGGCCGCUGCAGCCGCCUGGUCGCUUGGCCAGUGGGACUCGAUGGACGACUACAUCUCGGCCAUGCGUUCUGAUUCGUCUGAAAGAUCUUUCUACCGAGCCAUUCUGCACACACACCGUUCGCAGCGAGCAGCGGCCAACAAGCAGAUUGCCAAGGCGCGAGAGUCGCUCGACUCGGAACUCACUGCGCUCAUCAGCGAGAGCUACGGCCGAGCGUACGAUCUCAUGGUGCGCACUCAGAUGCUUUCCGAGCUCGAAGAGGCGUUGGCCUACAAGCUCGACUACAAAGAGCAGCCUGACCGUCAGGCUACCAUCCGCUCGACGUGGAUGAAGCGACUCAAGGGUUGCCAGCCCGAGGUCGAGGUGUGGCAGCGCAUCUUGUCGGUGCGGUCCAUCGUGCUGACUCCGGCCGACGAUACCGAGACGUGGAUCAAAUUUGCCAAUCUGUGUCGCAAGUCUGGCCGAAUGGUGCUGGCCGAGAAGACGCUCAACUCGCUGUUGGGUCCUGAGCGAACCAAUACUGACCCGAGGUCGCCCAUCGGUCCCAGGGCACCGCCUCCGGUCAUCUACGCUCACCUCAAGUUCAUGUGGGCAUCUGGCGCCAGGAUUGAGUCGCUCAGCUACCUGCAGGACUUUACGCUCCAUCUGGCUGAGGACCUUGGUGUCCACACCGUGGACGAGCACGGUAAUCUGAUCACGCAGGACUGGCAGUCGUCGCCACGGCUCGGCGAGUUUGCACGUCUGUUGGCGCGUUGCUUCUUCAAGCAAGGUGAAUGGCAGAUGUCGUUGCGCGAGAACUGGGUCACGGACGAUAAUAGCAAUGUCAUUGAGAGCUACCGCAGAGCAACGGAGUUGGACAGGAAUUGGUACAAGGCAUGGCACGCUUGGGCGCUGGCGAAUUUCGAGAUCAUCUCGCACCACGAGGAGAGGAACGAGCAGAUCACCCCGCAGAUGAUUGCGGCCAGCAUCGUGCCGUCCGUGCAGGGCUUCUUCCGCUCGAUCGCACUGGCGAGCGGCAACUCGUUGCAGGAUACGCUGCGCUUGCUCACCUUGUGGUUCAAGUACGGCCAUCAGGAGGAUGUCUCGCAGGCGGUGAGCGAAGGAUUUGCAAGUGUCAUUGUCGACACGUGGCUCGAGGUGAUUCCGCAGAUCAUUGCACGUAUUACUGCGCCCUCGCCGCGUGUGCGGCGUCUGAUCCACAACCUGCUGUCGGAUGUCGGUCUUGCACACCCGCAGGCGCUCGUGUACCCGCUCACGGUAGCUGCCAAGAGUCCCAGCCACAUGCGUAUCCAAGCUGCGAUGGGUAUCAUGGACAACGUGCGCGAGCAUUCGCCCGUUCUGGUGGAGCAGGCGCUGCUUGUAUCGAACGAGCUCAUUCGCGUGGCUAUCCUGUGGCACGAGAUGUGGCACGAAGGGCUCGAAGAGGCAUCCAGGCUGUACUUCACCGAGCACAACAUCGACGCCAUGUUUGCCACGCUCGAGCCGCUGCACGAUGCACUGGAAAAGGGUCCCGAGACGUUGCGCGAGACGUCGUUCGCCCAGACGCACGGCCGCGAUCUCGCCGAGGCGAGGGAAUGUGGACGUCGCUUCAGGCAGUACGGCGACAUUUCGGAUCUCAACCAGGCGUGGGAUCUCUACUACCACGUGUUCAAGAAGAUCACCAAGCAGCUGCCGGCGGGCAACUCGGUGCAGCUGGAUCUUCAGUACGUUUCGCCCAAGCUUUUGGCGAUGCGCGACCUGGAGCUGGCGGUGCCCGGAACGUACCAGUCUGGCAAGCCGAUUGUGUGCAUUACGCGGUUCGAGCAGAUUGUGCUGGUCAUCGCAUCCAAGCAGCAUCCCCGACGUCUCAAGAUGAAGGGCUCGGACGGCAAGACGUACCAGUAUCUGCUCAAGGGUCACGAGGACUUGCGACAGGACGAACGUGUCAUGCAGCUCUUCGGUCUGGUCAACACGCUGCUGUCGAUCGACUCGGAGAGUUACAAGCGCCGACUCGAGAUUCGGCGAUUCCCUGUCAUCCCGCUCUCGCCCAACACGGGCAUGCUUGGCUGGGUCGAGAACACGGAUACGCUGCACGUGCUCAUCAAAGAGUACCGCGAGCAGCACAAGAUCUUGCUCAACAUCGAGCACCGGCUGAUGCUGCAGAUGGCGCCGGACUACGACCACCUCACGCUGAUGCAGAAAGUGGAAGUGUUCGAGUACGCGCUCGACAACACGCCGGGCCAAGAUCUGUACCGUGUGCUGUGGCUCAAGUCGCGCAAUUCCGAGUCGUGGCUGGAGCGCCGUCUGGCGUACACGCGCUCUCUGGCCGUAUCGUCGGUUGCGGGCUACAUCUUGGGCCUGGGCGAUCGCCACCCGUCGAACCUGUUGCUGGAUCGCUUGACAGGCCAAAUUGUGCAUAUCGAUUUCGGCGACUGUUUCGAGAUCGCGUGUCACCGCCCCAAGUUCCCCGAGAAAGUGCCGUUCCGCUUGACACGCAUGUUGGUCAAUGCGAUGGAGGUGGGCGGAAUCAAGGGCACGUUCAAGGUGACGGCGGAGAACACGAUGAGGGUGUUGCGCGACAACAAGGAGUCGGUGCUGGCGCUGCUCGAGGCGUUUGUGCAUGAUCCGUUGAUCUCGUGGCGACUGGUGGCGGACGAUGCGGAGCAGCAGAGGGCGCCGGAUGCACAGGAGAACGAGGCGGCGGCUACGGCGGGCAACGAUGCAGCUGGCUCGGCGGCGGCGGCGGGUGGAGCGGGGACAGGCGCGGUGACGGGGGCAGCCAACGUGGGAGCCUCGGGAACCGUCGCGCCGAAUCAGCGUCAGCAGGACGCCUCCCAAGCCGGCACCGGUGCCGGCGCACCCGGCACAACAAAUGUCCCAGGAGGAGGAGGCGCCAUCGCCGCCGCCGUCCCUGCAGGCCCGUCCGCUGCCGUCGCAGGUGGCGCUCCCCCCACAGCCGUUGCACCAGCUGCCGCCGCCGCCGCAGCAGCAGGCCACGACAUGCGCAACCAGCGCGCGCUCGAAGUUGUCCGUCGCAUCCAGAACAAGCUCAGCGGCCGAGACUUCAACCCCGCCGAGAGCCUCAGCGUCUCGGCCCAGAUCGAAAGGCUCGUCCAGGACGCCACGAGCAAGGAGAACCUGUGCGUCGCGUUUGUUGGCUGGUGUUCGUUCUGGUAA